AUGGUCAUCCGAAUGAUGUUGCGCCUCCUCCCGUCUUUCGCGCUGGUGGCGAUUGUAGGAAAUCCACAAUCAAAUUUGCCCUUUUUGCUGAUUCUGGCAAGGGAUCUGCUUCGAGGGCCACCGUGGUGCUGUGGGGCUUCUGGAGCUGCCAUUCACAUCAGUGCUAAUACAGUCUACCAUGAAAGGACUAAACACUUAGACAUCGAUUGCCACUUUGUGAGAGAUAAGUUAAAGACUGGCUUUGUACUUCCUCAGCACAUCUCCACACAUCAACAACUUGUGGAUCUUUUCACCAAGUUGCUCAGUGGGUCGCGAUUCAAGAGUCUUACUGGCAAGUUGGGCAUGGUCUCUCAUUUCCCCUGCACAACUUGA
This is a messenger RNA of Striga hermonthica, 372 nucleotides long. The record is from the annotation of a GenBank genome assembly. Lineage: Eukaryota; Viridiplantae; Streptophyta; Magnoliopsida; Lamiales; Orobanchaceae.